AUGCCGCCCAAGAAGAACCAGCAGACCGUCGAGAAGCCCCGUCUGGGUCGUCCGUCGAACAACCUCAAGAUGGGUAUCGUCGGUCUCCCGAACGUCGGUAAGUCGACUCUGUUCAAUGCCAUUGCCAAGUGCGAUCUUGGUAAGGCCGCCAACUUCCCAUACGCGACGAUUGAGCCUGAGGAGGCGCGUGUGCCCGUGCCUGACGAGCGUUUCCUUUGGCUGUGUGACCUGUACAAGCCCAAGUCGGAGGUACCGGCCUUCCUGACGGUCAUUGAUAUCGCCGGUCUCACUGCUGGUGCGAGUACGGGUGUCGGUCUGGGUAACGCUUUCUUGUCGAACGUGCGCUCGGUCGACGGUAUUUUCCAGGUGAUCCGUGCCUUUGAUGAUGCCGACAUUGUCCACGUCGAGGGUGACGUGGACCCGACGCGUGACAUGGAGAUCAUUUCAACCGAGCUGCGCCUCAAGGACAUUGAAUGGGUGGAAAAGUCGCUCGACACGGCCCGGAAGAAUGCCCGUUCGGCCGGUAACAACUCGCUGGAGGACCGCAAGAAGAAGGAGGAAGUCGUGAUCAUUGAAAAGAUCCUCAAGUGUCUUCAGGAGGACAACAUGGAUGUCCGCAAGGGUGACUGGAAUGCAAAGGAGGUGGAUGUCAUCAACUCGCUGAUGCUUUUGACCGCCAAGCCGGUGAUCUACAUUGUCAACCUGAGCGAGCGCGACUAUGCUCGCAAGAAGAACAAGUGGCUGCCCAAGAUCAAGCAAUGGAUCGACGAGAACAACCCAGGUGACCUUCUCAUUCCGUUCUCUGCUGCGCUGGAGGAGCAGCUGUUCUCGCUUCCUGACGACAAUGCGCGGGCUGAGUACCUGAGCAAGCAAGGCGAGGGUGUGCAGAGCGCCCUGGGCAAGAUCACGAAGAGUGGAUAUGACGGUCUUGACCUGAUUCGCUACUUUACCGCGGGUCCGGACGAGGUGCGUGCUUGGUCGAUCCGCCGCGGUGUCAAAGCACCGCAAGCCGCCGGUGUCAUUCACUCCGACUUUGAGAACAAGUUUGUGUGUGGUGAAAUCAUGGCCUUCGAAGACCUCAAGGCGGCGGGUAGCGAGAACGCUUGCCGUGCGAACGGGAAGCUGGCCCAGAAGGGUAAGACCUACGAAAUGGUCGAUGGUGAUAUUGCCCACUGGAAGGCGGGUGCGUAA
Messenger RNA from Malassezia sympodialis ATCC 42132, 1191 nucleotides. It is a transcript of the gene OLA1, whose product is annotated as Obg-like ATPase. The record is from RefSeq and is a predicted model, not a curated record. Gene Ontology annotation, cellular component: cytoplasm. Lineage: Eukaryota; Fungi; Basidiomycota; Malasseziomycetes; Malasseziales; Malasseziaceae. Gene Ontology annotation, molecular function: ATP hydrolysis activity; GTP binding; ATP binding.